AUGGAAUCAAACGAAAUGCCGAGUAACCCACCACCGAACGACAUGCCAGUGACAAAAUUACUAAUUUUGACCGAAAAGAUUGAGAACUUUGGCAAUGCCGUACUCAUCUCGGUCUGCCUCAUGUGCGCUAUCACCUAUAUCAGCAACCACAUUGAAGCUUACCUUCGUCGCUUCAACCAAAUAAAACAAGAAAUCGCGGAGUUUACUCGUGAAUACCGCGAGGAAAAAGAACAAAAGAUGCGCGAGGCCGAAAGAGAGGAGAAGAUUAUGCGUAUGUUGGUGGAUGACAUGACUGACGUAUCCUCCGAUGAGGCUAUUGCCGAGGAUCACCAAUCUGUCGGAGACUGGGAUUUCGGCUCUUCGGAUGAUACGGAUGAGUACGCAACGGAUAUUGAGCACGACUCAGAAUCGGAAGUGGCAGCUUAUUGUGCACAAUUCGAAAAAGCUAUGCGUGACAUCAACAGUCACUAUGUCCCAAUUGAACGUCUUCGUGCCAAAGCCCGCAUCGAAAACGCUAUUGAAUUCGACGAAUAUCUAUUGGACGAAGGAUUGAUUGAUAACUCGGAAUUUGGAAAAACUCUCAUGGUUGAAAUCUGA
Molecule: messenger RNA, 597 nt
Organism: Caenorhabditis remanei
Lineage: Eukaryota; Metazoa; Nematoda; Chromadorea; Rhabditida; Rhabditidae
Exons: 4
Coding region: 1-597 (198 amino acids)
Source: RefSeq, a predicted model, not a curated record